Molecule: messenger RNA, 1138 nt
Organism: Chara braunii
Lineage: Eukaryota; Viridiplantae; Streptophyta; Charophyceae; Charales; Characeae
Source: the annotation of a GenBank genome assembly
UUACUGCACACGUUAACUAUCUUAGAGAGCAAUCACUGAGGUUGGUGAGCGUGGGCACCAUUUCGGUAUCAUUUCGUUACCGUACUAUGGGUUUCAGUUGUUGGUCAGGAUGGGAGACAGGAGAGAGUAUGAGCGGGGUGAGAAGCGCUCCAACAGUGAAGACCGUACUGGAUAUCGUAGGCCGGAUGGUGGGCAGGAUCGAGGAGGUGGUGAGAGGUACUACCAUCGAGGAACUUAACAAGAGUUUGGCAUCUGUUUUGGAGUUUGUCCAAUGUGAGAAGGCGAGGAAGGCGGAAGAGGAGAGGCUGAAGCGAGAAGCUGAGGAAGAGGAAGAGAGAAAAGCAGCGGCGAAACGGGCAUGUGAGAAGAAGGAGCGCAGGAGAGCGACUAAGUUGCAGAAGGAAGCGGAGCGCGACACUGAGAUGAACAAGAGGAUGGAGCUACAGCUUGCAAUCAAGACUAACGACUUUUUUUACCGUAUGGAGGCCAAUCUUGGCCCGACGCUGGAACUUGUGCAGAGGAAGGUGAAAAAGCAGGUGACGUGUACUGGUAUGCAUAGCUCUGAGCAUGAAGGCAGUGAUAGCGCAACAGAGGAGAUCCGCACCCGUACCGGGCCCUUGACUAUCAACGAGAAACGGAAGAGAGGACCUGAGUUUGUAUUCGAUGACAACCCUCCUAUGUUGACGCCGGAUAAACGAACCACGAGACGGACCAAGGUGAUGAUUGGUGCGACCCCUGUCCGUCUGACGCGGGCUAAGGGGAAAGUCAAGACCAAGGUGUCCCCGUACCUGGCGAAACCGAAUCGGAGCCUUGAAAAGCCAAGUAAUGUGACAAAGCUUCGGUACCGUAACCGGGUCAUGGAAGACUUACGUGGUCUUGAUGCUCAGGAGCUGCAAUCCAUCUGCAAGACGGAGGGUGUUGUGUACAACGGAAAGAUCGACGCGGUCUUUGAUAUUGCUAGCCACAAGACUCGUGUUGCCUUUGGCGAAUUAGAACCUGUCGAUCUCUCCAGUGACACUGAACUUGAUGAAGAAGAAUCGGCGAAUGUCGACGAUGAAGAACAUGCUGAGGAGGAGUGAUGUAGCUACGGGUCUGACGAGAUAUGUCGGGUCGUGCGUACGAUAGCAAGUUUUCACAG